AAAAGAUGGCAAUGAUUAACCGGGGGGAGGUAAGGGCAGCUGACGUCAUUCGUACACAACCAGCCCACAAAACACAAGCUCCAGGAGGAGGAGAGAGGAGGACAGGCUGCAGCCGGAGCCUUGAGCUGGGGGUCUUUAUGCCUUCAGACUCAGGAUUCAACCUCGCUAAGAUCCAGUUUACCAAUCUGAAAAAUUGGGAAUAGUCUUCCCCACAAACGUGUUGUAAGUCAGAGUGGACUCUGAGAUCCUCAAGUGGAAGGGCUGUGGUGGUGUAGCAGUAACGUCAUGGACUAUAAGAAAGAAGACUCUACCAGCGAGAGAUGAAUAGAUUUGCGUGUGUUUGGAAAAAGUGUGGAUAGCUUCAUGAAGUGUGUGAACGGAAUCCUCAGCAAGCUGCCAGACUGGUCCCCGCUCUCCACCUGACAGGAUGGGUGAGGCCAGGAGAGGCCACCACCGCCUACCCUGUAGGAAUGGUGGUUUUUGACCUGCUUGGAGAAUAUCGAAGACCUCCCUCCCUCCCCUGCCCCACUCCCCCCCAAAGUCGCCUGCCAGUACAAUGAGGGAAGUGGUGUAUUGGUCGCCCAAGAAGGUGACAGACUGGCUGAUGGAGAAUGCUAUGCCAGAAUACUGUGAGCCUCUAGAGCAUUUCACUGGCCAAGACCUGAUUGAUCUAAGUCCAGACGAUUUCAAGAAGCCCCCUUUGUCGCGGGUCGCCUCCGACAACGGGCAGCGGCUGCUGGACAUGAUAGAAACGUUAAAGAUGGAGCACCAUAUCGAGGCGCAUAAAAACGGACAUGCCAAUGGACACCUCAGCAUUGGCACCAACAUCCCCGCCAGUGACGGUGGCUUCAGCGGUCAGGCGAAACCCAAUGGGAUGCCAAACGGAUUUAGGAAGGAGAUGAUCAAGAUCCCCAUGCCAGAGCCGGAGCGCUCCCAAUACCCUAUGGAGUGGGGGAAGACCCUUCUGGCUUUCCUUUAUGCACUUUGCUGCUUCGUCCUCACCACAGUGAUGAUCUCGGUCGUCCAUGAACGGGUGCCUCCCAAGGAGGUGCAGCCUCCCCUUCCGGACACGUUUUUUGACCAUUUUAACCGGGUGCAGUGGGCCUUUUCUAUUUGUGAAAUUAAUGGCAUGAUCCUCGUAGGACUCUGGUUAAUGCAGUGGCUGCUCUUAAAAUACAAGUCUAUUAUUAGCAGAAGAUUUUUCAGCAUAGUUGGCACGCUCUACCUAUAUCGGUGUAUUACAAUGUAUGUAACUACACUCCCAGUACCCGGCAUGCAUUUCAACUGUUCUCCAAAGCUAUUUGGAGACUGGGAGGCCCAGCUGAGGAGGAUAAUGAAGAUGAUUGCUGGAGGGGGUCUGUCUAUCACGGGGUCCCACAAUAUGUGUGGGGACUAUCUCUACAGUGGUCACACCGUCAUGUUAACCCUGACCUACUUAUUUAUCAAAGAGUAUUCACCUCGGAGACUCUGGUGGUAUCACUGGAUUUGUUGGAUUCUCAGCGUGGUUGGAAUCUUCUGUAUCCUCCUAGCUCAUGACCACUACACUGUGGACGUGGUGGUGGCUUAUUACAUCACUACAAGACUCUUCUGGUGGUAUCACACGAUGGCCAAUCAGCAAGUGCUAAAAGACGCCUCCCAAACGAACCUCCUGGCCAGGGUAUGGUGGUACAGGCCCUUUCGGUACUUUGAGAAGAACGUCCAGGGCAUCGUACCUCGCUCGUACCACUGGCCGUUCCCCUGGCCCGCCGUCCACCUCAGUAGGCAGGUUUGGGAUUUUCAUGACCCCAUGGCCACGCUCCUUUGGAUGUGAGGCGACAGAAUAAACGUGAGCUUUUGUAAAUCAUAAGUUCUGGUCUUUCCAGUCGUGUCUGGGAAUAAAGCAUAUUAUUUUCUUGGGAAAACAUACUUUUCAUAUCUCUUGCCCCGAAGAUUGGGCUGUAAGCCAUUUUCUAGCAAAUGUCUAUAUGAAGGUGUUUCUAAGUACCUGAAUGGGAUUCAAUUCAGAAAUCUUUCUACCUAUUGCAUCAAUGUUGAAAUAAAAUGAUAGACACAGAAAGGUUUGGUAACUUUUGAUUUUGUAAAAUCAAAUAGUGACAGUGUCAAAAAGUGCAAAAAAAAAUAUAUAUAUAUAUAUAUUCUGUUGUAAAGUGAUUUUUCUAAGUAUUUCCUAACUUUAUUUUUCAAAAUGAUGUGUAUGAAUCAAAAUUUAAAGAUUUUUAUGAGUCAGAGAGGAGAGGUAAAAUAAAAAGUGCUUCUCGGGAGAGAGAUUUGUCUAUGUUUCUAGUGCCUUUCUCGUCUUGAUUGUAUGGUCUGUAGGCGUCUUCAAUGUCUUUAUUUAAAACACAGUAUUCCAGGAAAAGAGCAUUCUAUGUAUACAUGACUGCAUUUUGCAUUUAUAGCUCAAACCAGAAAUUUGCUUACCAUAUUAAAGUUGUGAUGACUUAAGGGAAGAGGGAACCAAAUAGAGAGAAGAGAUUGAGUCUUUUCAUCCCUUUAGCCAGGUGACAAUGACAUGCUCUCUUUCAGUGAUCUUUGUGGCCGGUUUGGGAUCUGGAUUUUAACUCUACCAUGAAAACAGCCAUCAGUACCCUUUUAAAUUUUUUUUUAUUUUGGUAAAUGAUCACUUAAAACUCGAUAGCGCUGAAAAAAUUAUCCAUAGUCAUGACUGUUUUGUUGGCAAAUGACAAGAAAAAAAUCUAUUUCUUUAAAAAUAUAUUUCUGCAAAAACUGCAUGGGACUCUAAGUUUCACUCCUACCAUACAUGUGUUUGGGGAAGAAUUCUAAACCUAUAUUUGCCAAUGGGCGGGACAAAAUAGUUUUUUAAGAAUGAAGAAAUAUAUAUAAAGAGAUAUAUAUAUAUAUAUACAUAUGUAUGUAUAUAUAUAUAUCCAUUCUGUAUUUUAUGUGCCGCAGAGUUAUCUUCUGUAGGGGUUUUUGUGUAUUCACAAGGUGAUAUUUGUAUUGUAAAACAAUAAUGGUGAAGGAAAAUAAAAAGGCUUUUAAAAAAUGA
Tachyglossus aculeatus (Australian echidna) is the source of this 3010-nucleotide messenger RNA. RefSeq names its product sphingomyelin synthase 1 (gene SGMS1). Gene Ontology annotation, molecular function: ceramide cholinephosphotransferase activity; protein binding; sphingomyelin synthase activity. Gene Ontology annotation, biological process: ceramide biosynthetic process; sphingomyelin biosynthetic process. Lineage: Eukaryota; Metazoa; Chordata; Mammalia; Monotremata; Tachyglossidae. The record is from RefSeq and is a predicted model, not a curated record. Bases 557 to 1810 code for a protein of 417 amino acids. The transcript has 9 exons. Gene Ontology annotation, cellular component: Golgi membrane; endoplasmic reticulum membrane.